AUGAGCAAGAUCUUAAAAGGUUUUAGAUAUUCUUUGAAAGCCAUAAAAGACGCUCUUUCAUCCCUUCGAGCAAACAUUAAGCUUGAAAAUAUUGAUCUCAAUUUAUCAAUCACUCCACGGCUCACCAAGUUACAAAAUGACUUGGCUGCUGAAAACAAGAUUAUGGAUGCUCUGGCAGAGCAAAGACAGAAAACAAAGGUUCUUAAUGAAAAGAUGAAGAAUGCUUCAACUACUAUUCAAAAUCUUGAAGAAGAUAAACUUUUUUUUAAAUCUCAUCCAGGGUGUUUUAGGAAGCGAGGCUUCUUUGAAACAAGGGGGAGAAGAGGAGAAAUCUUGAAAAGGGCAUCUGAUCCGAAGGAUAAUGAAGCUUCUGGAUUUGGAAAGGGAAAAGUUGUUUCUAAAGAGGAUAUCGAAGAAAAUGUAGUUAUGACUGAAUUAGAAAAAGAAGCAAGAGAAAGAAGAGACAAAGAGCUUGAUGAACUCGAUGCUCUCAGGCAAAAAGUUGAUGCAAAAGAGGCUGAUAUCAAAAAUACAAAACCAAUUCUUGAAAAUCAAAAAUCCUUGUUUCCUGCCUGGUCUCUUGAAAGGAUUCAAAAAGAAGCUAUUGACGAUCUGAAUCUCUACUGGUUGGAGCCAACAACCUCCUUUAACACAAAUAAUGAUGUGGAGUGUCAAUUGGAUCUGCCUAUCACUCCAAGGGUGUUUCUUUUCCAACGUUUCAAAAAGAUAAAAAAAAUCAUCAAUCUCCAAUAG
This is a messenger RNA of Lactuca saligna, 753 nucleotides long. Lineage: Eukaryota; Viridiplantae; Streptophyta; Magnoliopsida; Asterales; Asteraceae. The record is from the annotation of a GenBank genome assembly.